Molecule: messenger RNA, 267 nt
Organism: Cygnus atratus (black swan)
Lineage: Eukaryota; Metazoa; Chordata; Aves; Anseriformes; Anatidae
Gene: ACBD7
Product: acyl-CoA binding domain containing 7
Exons: 4
Coding region: 1-267 (88 amino acids)
Biological process (GO): fatty acid metabolic process
Molecular function (GO): fatty-acyl-CoA binding
Source: RefSeq, a predicted model, not a curated record
AUGACUCUCCAGGCUGACUUUGAUGGGGCUGCAGAAGAUGUAAAAAAAUUAAAAACAAGACCAACUGAUGAAGAACUGAAGGAACUGUAUGGAUUCUACAAACAGGCUACUGUUGGAGAUAUUAAUAUUGAAUGCCCAGGAAUGCUAGAUUUGAAAGGCAAAGCCAAAUGGGAGGCAUGGAACCUGAAAAAAGGUAUAUCAAAGGAGGAUGCCAUGAAUGCUUAUAUUUCUAAAGCAAAAGCAAUGGUAGAAAAAUAUGGGAUUUAG